AUGGCGGACUCUGGACUAACUCCCGAAGAGCUAGGCACACAGCCGAGCGACCCCCCAAACGAAGACGUCGUCCAGCAGCAUACAGACUCGGGGCCCGAAGAACGACCACCUGCCAAAAAGCCUGCGGACAUCAUAACUUCGGCUUUUCGCGGAAUUAAGAGAAUCGCGCCUAAGCCGUCCAAACUCUCCCUGCGCCGGCCGUCAGAGCCAAACUCCCCUGUGGUCGACCAGCCCGCAAGUUCUGCGCCAUUGUUUCCUGAAAAUACACGUCCUUCGGUGCCGCAACAUGCGCGGAGUAUAAGUUUGCAGGAUAGUCUCGCAAAACCAUUACCGCCUGAACCAGCUUCGCCGCAAUCGUUUCCUUUAAGCCCUUCAACGCCCUUGGCGUCUGCACAGCCGUCGAGUUUAGACACCAUCCCUGACGACGACAACGACGACGACGACGACGACUUGGAAGAGGAGGAGGAUAUUUGGUUUGACAUGAUGGACUCAUCGUCGGGAGCAGAUAUGGCGGGUUCGUUCUAUGCCCGAACGCAGGGCAGCCACGGCCAGGACGUGAGUGUGAACGGAAGCCAAAGCAGCCUCGCGAGCUCAUCCCAACACGACGGGCGAGAGAACGACAAUUUGACCCCGAAAAGCACCGGCACACUCUCAGCCGGGCCGUCGCCCAAUAUUGGCCAGUCGCGGCCCCAGACCGGGAAUGCCGCUGUGGGAACUGCGACGCCGUCAGCACAUCUCUCUGGGCUGAUGUGCAAUGUACACAGGACAACGGGGAAGGAGCCGCACCCAUUAGUAGGAGCCACGACGACCAUAUUGGGAGACAAGCUGUAUGUCUUUGGUGGCAGGAUAUUGUCUAGAAGCCGGCCUGCACCCUUGACGGCCGACCUGUACGAGCUGGACCUAAUUCGCCGGCAUUGGACGAAAUUAGAGACUGGAGGCGACAUUCCACCUCCACGGUAUUUCCACUCCAUGUGCGCGCUCGGUGAUACGAAGAUGGUCUGUUAUGGCGGCAUGUCACCCGCUACAAACCAGAAGAACAUCCCACAAGACCAGCAGCCGGAAGUCACAGUCAUGUCGGACAUCUACAUUUACGACGUCCCGACGAAGAAGUGGACCUUUGUCCCGACGCAGGACGCUCCACAGGGCCGCUAUGCGCAUUGCGCAUGUAUCCUCCCGUCCUCGGCCGCCUUCGCGUCGCAUAGAGCACCACUUUCCGCGCUGCAGCAUAACCCCUCUACCGGCAACCCUAACGAGGGCCGGAUUGGAAUCAACAUCGACGGCUCUGGCGGCGCAGAGAUGAUCGUGGUUGGCGGCCAAGACGCGUCUAACCACUACAUUGAGCAGAUCAGCGUGUUCAACCUGAGGAGCUUGAAAUGGGUCUCUACUCAACCCUUGGGCAAGAGCUGCGGCGCGUACCGCAGUGUUGUCGCGCCUCUCCCCCCUUCGGUUACUGCUAAGCUCGGUAAAUCGUUUCCCGGGGGUGGGCGACAGGAUGUAGGGGGCAUUAGCCAGGAGGCGAGGGAACCCGGGUCCAGCAUGCUCAUCUACAGCAACUAUAAUUUCUUAGAUGUCAAGCUGGAGCUGCAAAUUCGGACUCCCGACGGUCACCUCAGCGAGCGGACGAUGAGCGGCACUUACAGCCCGCCUGGGCUGCGGUUUCCCAACGGCGGCAUCAUCGACACCCACUUUGUCGUGAGCGGGACGUACCUCACUUCGUCGAAGCAAGAGUACGCCCUCUGGGCCUUGGACCUGCGGACGUUGACGUGGAGCCGCAUCGAUGCGGGCGGCGCCGUCUUCAGCCAGGGCAGCUGGAACCGCGGUGUGUUGUGGAACAGGCGGAAUGCGUUCGUCGUGCUGGGCAACAGGAAGCGGAGCCUCGUAGAUGACUAUAAUCAUCGCAGGAUCAACUUCAGCAACGUCUGCAUCGUCGAGUUGGAAGCCUUUGGGUUCUACGACAACCCCCGGAAGACCGCGGCUAUGAGCGGUUUCGUGAGCGCCAGCAGCCCUUACACAGGACCCGGGCUCAGCCUAGCUCGUAAGGCGGGCUCGACUGCUGGUGGCCGGUUCCACAGCCGGGCGGCCGAAGAGCUGGGCGAGAAGGCCCUCGCGCUGCGGGAGCUGGCGGACAUGGACAUCCUCUGCAUUGGGGGCGAGCGGAUCCCGAUCAACUCGAGAAUCGUCGCCCGGAGAUGGGGCCCCUACUUUGUCCAGCUCUUACGGGAGGGUACAGCAACACAAGACGGCAGCGACGCGGCGACGCUCCGGUCCAACUCCAUUUCGGCUCCCAGCAGCUCGAUCAGGAGCUCCAACCUCACCAUCACUCCGAGCAACAUGAGCGGGAGCACAUUGUACUCCACCGGCGGCUCAAGCGGCAGCAAGGCCGGAAGCACCAACACGCUAGCUGCCACACCCGUCGACCCCGCCGCAAUCAACACAGCUCCUACACCACGCACCCUCCCCCCGAACAGCCGACCGCGCUGCUUAUACCUCCCACACACCUACCUCACCAUCCAAGCCCUCCUCCACUUCAUCUACACCUCCAGCCUCCCCUCUCCAUCCUCCCCCCUCUGCACCCCCCAAAUCCUCUGCAGUCUCCUCCAAAUCGCCCGCCCCUACCGCAUCGACGGCCUCCUCGAAGCCGUCAUCGAACGUCUCCACGGUCUUCUCGACAGCCGUAACGCGGCCGCCGUGUUCAACGCCACUGCCAUGGCAGCCGGAGGCGGCCGCGGCAUCGACGGCACCCUCAACCCCAACUUCUUCCCCUACACCGCCGGCCUGGGACUGGACGGCCUGGCCGGCGGCGGCGGUAGCAGCAACGGCGGCAACGCCUCCUCCCCACCCUCCGAAGCAGGCGGUAGCAGCAGUACCAGUUCCCGCGGUCUCAAAAUAACCACCUCCGUCCCCGGCGCACCGCCAAGCAGCGACGAGCUAAGCGCCACGGCCAGCGUCAGCGGGAGCGAGUGGAGCGCGUCAGAAGUGGGUGAUAGCGAGCGGGGCGGUAGUGGACGGGAGAUAUGGGGUGGGGAUUUGAGUAGUGUUAUUGGAUUGCAGAAGAGGGGGUUGAGGGGGUUGAUGGAGGGGAGGAGGAUGAGGGAGAGGACGGGGACGGCAGGUGCUGUCGGUGGUGGUGGGCCUGGGCUUGGGACGGCGCAGACUGGGGCAGUUGGUGGUGGUGGUGGUGCUGGGCAGUAUGGACAGGGGAGGGUUGGGUUGGGGAUUGCGGGGCCUUGA
Molecule: messenger RNA, 3231 nt
Organism: Dichotomopilus funicola
Lineage: Eukaryota; Fungi; Ascomycota; Sordariomycetes; Sordariales; Chaetomiaceae
Exons: 2
Coding region: 1-3231 (1076 amino acids)
Biological process (GO): cell redox homeostasis
Cellular component (GO): mitochondrion; cytosol
Molecular function (GO): protein binding
Source: RefSeq, a predicted model, not a curated record